CUCCCCAGUUUUAUCACAGCCACGACUUCCUCCUAACCCUGCAGUUCAGAUUUGUUCUCCUUCCCUCCCACAGAUCUGGUUCCUCUCCGUCCAUCUCGCAGCCAUGGGGCUCACUUUUACGAAGCUCUUUGCUCGGUUCUUUGGGAAGCGUGAUAUGCGCAUCCUGAUGGUUGGUCUUGACGCUGCUGGUAAAACAACCAUUUUGUACAAGCUGAAGUUGGGAGAAAUCGUGACGACUAUUCCUACUAUCGGGUUCAACGUGGAGACCGUGGAGUACAAGAACAUCAGCUUCACCGUGUGGGAUGUCGGGGGUCAGGACAAGAUUCGUCCUCUCUGGAGGCACUAUUUCCAAAACACGCAGGGUCUCAUCUUCGUCGUUGACAGCAACGACAGGGAUCGUGUGAUGGAAGCUCGUGACGAGCUGCAUAGAAUGCUUAACGAGGACGAAUUGAGGGACGCGGUGUUGCUGGUCUUCGCGAACAAGCAAGACCUUCCCAACGCCAUGAAUGCUGCGGAGAUCACGGAUAAGCUUGGCCUGCACUCGUUGCGCCAGCGGAAGUGGUACAUUCAGAGCACGUGCGCUACAUCUGGUGAAGGUUUAUACGAAGGACUGGAUUGGCUCUCCAACAACAUCUCAUCCAAGGACUGAGUGGUGGAAGCUGUAUGCCCCAAGCUCGAAGGUUCAUGAUUGUCAGAUCGUUUGCUGAUCUUUCUUUGUUCUUCUAGCUCACUGCACAUGUAGUAUGAACAUUAUCUUGUAAUCACAGGUCGCUCCCACAAUUAUACAUAUCAGUGUAAUUGAUCAAGUCUAGCCAAUGAUUUC
Closterium sp. NIES-67 is the source of this 823-nucleotide messenger RNA. NCBI's taxonomy places the organism in Eukaryota, Viridiplantae, Streptophyta, Zygnematophyceae, Desmidiales, Closteriaceae. The record is from the annotation of a GenBank genome assembly.